AUGUCACCGGCGUUGGUCAUCCCAGACAACUUCCAGCAUAUCCUUCGUAUUAUGAAUACCAACAUCGAUGGCAAGCGGAAGGUGAUGUUUGCCCUCACUGCCAUCAAGGGUGUUGGCAGGAGGUAUUCCAACGUUGUGUGCAAGAAGGCUGAUAUUGACUUGUCAAAGAGGGCUGGUGAACUGACUGAAGAAGAGGUUGAGAAACUGCUGACCAUCAUUUCAAAUCCUCGUCAGUACAAGAUCCCUGAUUGGUUUCUCAAUCGUCAGAAGGACAUCAAGGAUGGAAAAUACUCCCAGGUUCUGUCAAACGUCUUGGAGACCAAACUGCGUGAAGACUUAGAGAGGCUGAAGAAGAUCCGUGCUCAUAGAGGUCUGCGACACUAUUGGGGCCUUCGAGUGAGGGGACAACAUACUAAAACCACUGGAAGGCGAGGCAAGACUGUGGGAGUAUCUAAGAAGAAGGGUUAAACUUAAGAUUAUGUUCUGAUUCCUCUUCAAUAAAGCACACAUGGAGUUGUGGGACUAUGUUUUAAAUGUCUUUCCUGGAUAGUGAACAGUCAUUGAAGCUUAAUGAAC
Molecule: messenger RNA, 576 nt
Organism: Darwinula stevensoni
Lineage: Eukaryota; Metazoa; Arthropoda; Ostracoda; Podocopida; Darwinulidae
Source: the annotation of a GenBank genome assembly